This is a messenger RNA of Aspergillus costaricaensis CBS 115574, 1399 nucleotides long. RefSeq lists its product as uncharacterized. The transcript has a single exon. NCBI's taxonomy places the organism in Eukaryota, Fungi, Ascomycota, Eurotiomycetes, Eurotiales, Aspergillaceae. The annotation marks the transcript as partial. The record is from RefSeq and is a predicted model, not a curated record.
CUUCCCUUUCUCUCUUCGGGAAUGACGAAAGUUUGGCAGUUUGCGAACUGAUGCUGUCAUUAACCGUCCAAUCCUAUCCAUCCCUCCUCGGCCCGGUUCAAAUAAACUUGAGACAGCCUAACGGUGUCCGGUCGAAUAUUUUAUUACUCACCCUCCCCAUGCGGAUGAUGAUGAUGAUGAUUCUGCUGCUGCUGAUGAUGCUGCUGAAAGGAGAGUAAUGACGGUGUAACCCCAGCUCUUGGGCUGGAAAGCGGCCGAUCAAUCAUCAUUGGCACUUUGGUGGGCUCCUGAUCCUGCCGCUUCCCGGCGACUAGCUUCCUGCAUCAUGCUUCCCAAGACACCUUCAUACGUUGAGAAGUGAUGAACCUACUCUUACCCUUGGGCGAUCGAAAUCAUCCUUGAAGCCAAGUGCAGUGUCCAUGGCCAGGAGGAGCCCGGUACGCCCCGGAUGGGCCGACGGGGCCGUGGCCACAACACGACUUUAUUUAUCGUAAGGAAGGGUCAUGAUUUGAUUCUCGUUGACGGGGCGCGGCCCAAAUUUUCUUUCUCUCCUCCUCUCCAUACUCAGCUGGGGACGCUCAUUCAGUCAGCCUGCCAGAAUUCACGGGACAGCUCCACUGAGGCUUCCGUGCAAUCAGACGGCAGCUCCACCGUUAGUGGGACUUGGCGAUUGGGUGGUAGGGGAGGUGAAAUCAAAGAAAGUGGUGCUUCGACGAUUCUAGCCUCCCGGAGAGCAGCUAAAGCAAACUGGCCAGAUAAGUCAAGUUACUUUCUUUUCCCAGCCACACUGUUACAGCGCGAUUCUUCUGGCCCAUGCCCGCCAGAAAAUGGGGUUUCCGCUGUUCUUUUCCUGUUCGAGAAAAGCAUAAGAAUGUCCUCGUGCACCCACUCCCAUGUGAAGUUUGAAUCGGACGGCACAGAAGGGCCUCCCGUUAUGGUUGUCUCGGAUGAUAUGUUUAAAAGGGGGACCGGCCGAUGCUGUGUCCGCAGCACCACCACCACCACCAACAAUGGGAAGGUUUACCACUCCCUCGACGUGCAGGAGCUAAAGUAAGCAUGCCGUGUACUUUGCUGCAGCCAGACUGCAACUGUUGGGACGCCUUUUGUCCGAUGGGUACAGUGGUGAACUACCACCUCUGUGCGGCGUAGUAGAUGAAGGGGACUAGCUAGCUGUCGAGCACGGAGUACGUGGAGAACCAACAAAGGAGGGGUCGGAUCCGGACCUGGUGUAGCUUGUGGGGAGCUCCAGACUCAGCUUUGGUCUCUAACAUGCUGCUACUGCUGCUGUUGUUGCUCCGUCUUCUCCUCAUCCUCCGUCCACUCAAUCCACCGUUAGCCCGUCGGUUCGGGCCAUAACAUAUCAUUGACGCCAUCGCAGGAAUACUAAGAUUGCUGAGUG